Molecule: messenger RNA, 1263 nt
Organism: Lycium barbarum (goji berry)
Lineage: Eukaryota; Viridiplantae; Streptophyta; Magnoliopsida; Solanales; Solanaceae
Exons: 10
Coding region: 93-1103 (336 amino acids)
Source: RefSeq, a predicted model, not a curated record
GAAUAGUGGUCUACGUGGAACAAGACAAGCCUAGUAGCAAACUACACUUUUCAACUCCCAGAGUCUUGUACAAGUGAGAAAAAUAUUGCUGAAUGCUUACUUUUCACAUUCAAAUUCGUAUCUCUACUUCAAUUCUCAUCAUGUUUAUUGUCAAGACAUUGAGAGCUACUGCAUUUGGGCUUUAUGGAUAUAUGAAUUUCACAAAGUCUGCUUUUUUGGAACAUGCAAAGAAUUUCAAGCCAGAAGAUAUGCAAGUUCAAAUGGAAGGAAAGAAUUGCAUUGUCACAGGUGCAAAUUCCGGCAUAGGUUUUGCAACUGCUGAGGGUCUCGCUUCACGUGGGGCGACCGUUUACAUGGUAUGCCGUAAUAAGGAGAGGGGAGAGGCUGCUCUUACCGAAAUUCACUCAAUCACAGGAAAUAAGAAUGUCUACUUAGAGGUCUGCGAUAUUUCAUCAGUCAAUGAUGUCAAAUCCUUCACUUCCCGGUUUUGUUCAAAAGAUGUGCCUGUCCACGUCCUGAUUAACAAUGCUGGCCUGCUUGAAGCUAAUCGUGUCAUCACACCAGAAGGAUAUGAGAUGAGUUUUGCUACAAAUGUUCUUGGAACUUACACCUUGACAGAGUUGAUGUUACCGCUCCUCGAGAAGGCUGCACCUGAUGCUCGUGUUAUCACGGUUUCCUCUGGUGGAAUGUACACAUCUCCAUUGACUACUGAUUUACAGUUUAGCGAUGACAAGUUUGAUGGGGUGGUACAGUAUGCUCGGAACAAGAGAGUUCAGGUUGCAUUGACAGAAAAAUGGGCUGAAACAUACAAAGAUAAAGGUGUUGGUUUCUACACCAUGCAUCCAGGGUGGGCCGAGACACCUGGAGUGGCUAAGAGUUUGCCGGAUUUUUCUAAAUCGUUUGAAGGAAAACUUAGAAGUAGUGAGGAAGGUGCAGAUACAGUUAUCUGGUUGGCUUUACAACCAAAAGAGAAGUUGGUUUCUGGACAAUUUUAUUUUGACAGAGCUGAAGCACCAAAACAUCUGCCAUUGACAGGCACUAAGAAUUCUCAUUCUGCUAUAGACUCCAUAAUUGAGAAACUUAGGUCUUUUGCUGGCUUAUGAGGAUACAUAUAUACUUCCCCUAAAGAAUCCUUAAUGAGCAAGUUUAUAAAAUAGGAUUAUGAUCUCUUAAAGCAUAACACUAGUUAUCUUUGCUUCUUUUGAUUUUGUACAAUGAGUAUUUCUUGUGAUUAUUAUUGUAGCAUUUGGAAGUUAUGAUUAA